Messenger RNA from Hyposmocoma kahamanoa, 3215 nucleotides. It is a transcript of the gene Rop, whose product is annotated as protein ROP. Gene Ontology annotation, biological process: intracellular protein transport; neurotransmitter secretion; vesicle-mediated transport. Gene Ontology annotation, molecular function: syntaxin binding. Bases 1 to 1761 code for a protein of 586 amino acids. The transcript has 15 exons. The record is from RefSeq and is a predicted model, not a curated record. NCBI's taxonomy places the organism in Eukaryota, Metazoa, Arthropoda, Insecta, Lepidoptera, Cosmopterigidae. Gene Ontology annotation, cellular component: secretory granule; plasma membrane.
AUGGCGCUGAAAGCAUUAGUCGGGCAAAAGAUUAUGAAUGAGGUGAUUCGCUACCGUCCCAAAGGGAAGGAUUCAACAAAAGUUGAAUGGAGAGUUCUAGUAGUGGACCAGCUUGCCAUGCGCAUGGUCUCAGCAUGCUGCAAAAUGCAUGACAUCUCUGCUGAGGGCAUUACUUUGGUAGAAGAUAUCCACAAGAAGCGAGAGCCCCUGUGUACGAUGGACGGCAUCUACCUCAUCACGCCGGCGCAGAAGUCCGUGGACGCUAUAAUCAACGACUUCGCGGUCGGCAAUCGUAUCAUGUACAGGGCUGCCCAUGUGUUCUUCACUGAAGUGUGUCCGGAGGAAUUGUUCAACGAGCUGUGCAAGUCCACAGCGGCGCGGAAAAUCAAAACUUUGAAGGAGAUCAACAUCGCCUUUUUGCCUUACGAAAGCCAGGUAUUCUCCCUGGACUCUCCGGAAACGUUCCAGUGCAUGUACAAUCCCGCUCUUCUAAACACACGCAAUGCGAACAUGGAGCGUAUUGCGGAACAGAUCGCGACGCUCUGUGCGACACUUGGAGAAUAUCCCUCUGUCAGAUAUCGCAGUGACUGGGAGCGCAAUGUCGAGCUGGCUCAACUUAUCCAGCAAAAAUUAGAUGCCUACAAGGCUGACGAACCCACAAUGGGCGAGGGUCCGGAGAAGGCGCGUUCGCAGCUGCUGGUGUUGGACCGCGGGUUCGAUUGCGUGUCGCCGCUGCUGCACGAGCUCACGCUGCAGGCCAUGGCCUACGAUCUGCUGCCCAUCGAGAAUGAUGUCUACAAGUACGAAGCUGGCCAAGGACAAAUGAAGGAAGUGUUGCUAGACGAAAACGAUGACCUGUGGGUAGAGCUGCGCCACCAGCACAUCGCCGUAGUCUCCACCUCCGUCACCAAGAACCUGAAGAAAUUCACCGACUCUAAGCGAAUGGGCACAGGAGACAAGCAGUCGAUGCGUGACUUAUCUCAAAUGAUAAAGAAGAUGCCGCAGUACCAGAAGGAACUGUCCAAGUACGCCACGCACCUGCGUCUUGCCGAGGACUGCAUGAAGGCCUACCAGGGAUAUGUGGACAAGCUCUGCAAAGUUGAACAGGAUUUGGCCAUGGGAACUGAUGCAGAGGGUGAGAAGAUCAAAGACCAUAUGAGGAGCAUUGUACCCGUUUUACUUGACCAGUCUGUGUCAAACUACAACAAGAUGCGCAUAAUUGCGCUGUACAUAAUGUCGAAGAACGGCAUCUCGGAGGAGAACUUGAACAAGUUGGUGACCCAUGCCCAACUUGACCCCGCCGACAAGCAGACGCUCUUGAACUUGGCUAAUCUUGGACUUAACGUUGUUGUUGAUGGCAACAGAAAGAAACAAUAUCAAGUUACGAGGAAGGAGCGUAUCACUGAGCAGACGUACCAGAUGUCGCGGUGGACACCCAUCGUCAAGGACAUCAUGGAAGACGCAAUUGAGGACAAGCUUGACCAGCGUCACUUCCCUUUCUUGGCUGGACGCGCCCAGACUUCCGGUUAUCAGGCGCCCACCAGCGUGCGCUAUGGCCACUGGCACAAGGACAAAGCCCAACAAACCGUCAAGAACGUGCCUCGCUUGAUUGUUUUCAUCGUCGGGGGAGUAAGUUUCUCCGAGAUUCGCUGCGCAUACGAAGUAACAGCCGCACUGAAGAACUGGGAAGUAAUCAUUGGGUCCUCCCACAUCCUUACUCCCGAAAACUUCUUCGCGGACCUUAACUCUCUUACUAACUAAUCAAGCACUUUAACACAGACGUGAAAUACCAUGUUCCGAUAACGUAAAUGCGAGUUUUUAAAAGUAAAUUUUGAUUUAAUUUGAAUAUAGGGGGAAACGUACAUUACAUUGUUUCGACUUUUUAAACUAUGGCAAGUAUGAUUUGUUCGUGGCGAAGUUUCGAAAUCCUAUUCCAAAGUUUUCCCCCAUUAAGCGCGCCACUAGUUUCAUAGUAAUUCUUUUAUAAGCUGCUGUUUAGGAACAUGACACCGUUAUUUUGAAGAGGUCGUAUAAAUAGGUACACGUUACUGACUAGCACUGUGAUGCCUCCAACUAAUUGUGAUAAUAAUCAUACUAAUGUAGUGUUUGUGCAGUCGCUUGCAGUUCACAGAUGAGAGCAAUUAGGUGUAAAGUGUACCAGUAAAUUGUAGUGUGUUUCUUGGACCCUAUUCAUUGGACUGUUCACAUUAUGUUUGAAUGUUUUAUUUGUAAAUAUUAUAAUUUUGUUAAAAGUAUUCAAAGUAUUUAUAUUGUUAACGUUUAUCUCAAGUUUUCAUUAAUAAAUUGCAUCUAACAAUUGAUUUUUAGUUUGUAAGAUUAUUAUUAUUUUUAAUUCUAUAAGUUUAUCUUGUGGACCACGCUGAAUGCUGAUAAAGGCACUGGUGGAAAAUGAGAACCAAACAAAAUGUUAUUUUCAGUACUGAAGGCGUCAGUGUUCGCAUAACCAACAAACAACUAUUAGAAUAAAAUUCUAGACAUAAUUAAUGCCUUCAUGUUAUAUGUCAUUAGCUUUAACGUAAGAUUUCUUUCUUCAUUAUUUAAUUAAUGCCAAAUGCUAGAUCUUACCAGAGUGUUAGUUAUUACAUUUUGAACUCUUGCAAUUGGCGUUACGCACGAAACGUUAGACGAUAAUUUGCAAUCUAUUGUAUUAAAAUCCUAUAUUUCCAGUAGGUUACAAUUUCGCUAGUGUUUUUACUCUUACCUAGUAUUCUUAGAACUAUUGCAGCUGUUCUGUCGUGUUGCGUAUGUGUAAAUCACACCGUUGUUGUUUCAACAUUCCAUUACCAAUUAAUCAUGGUACCAUCGAUAGUUGGUAAUAAAAAUAAAAUUAUUAAUUGUCAUCAUAGUGAGAUAUCGAUAAAGUGGAUUUCACAUUUUAUAAGCGUGGGAAUAUUCGAUCAUUGAACAAACUUUAGGUGGAUAAGUAAAAUUAAUUUGUUAUAGCUUAAAUAAAUGCUUCAAUAGUUUUGUCGGUAUGAUGACAUUUUACCGAUUGAAUGGAAACACCAUGUAUUUAUUGUUCUAUUUAAAAAUAAUAUUACUCUGCCGUUUACAAAUAUUAUUAAUAUCUGAAAACAUUUUGGAAAUUCUUGUGUACCUUUGAGGUAAUUGUUGUUAGAAUAUUCGAAUACAAAAGUACGUUUUUGUAUAGCUAACCAUAUUGUGCAAUUAUGUAGGAAAUAUGCAUAUUAUAA